UUCACGCCUAAUCACCGGCAGGGGGAGGGAGUCCAGAAUUAGUUAAUUCGAUGAUUGUGGCCAGUCCCUAUACGACUACGGCCGAGCGUUGCCCAAACUGGUGUGUUUUAAUAGCAUAAAUAAAAAUACGUUACAACAAAACGAGGUUUUUCAACUUGUUUGAUACCGGAUAAUCUUGUGUGGAAAUGCAGACAUUGGGCGCGCUCGCCAUUUUGGCAGUUUCCCUUUUAACGACACUUUCAGCACUGCAGAUGACAGACCUCCAGUUGGAGAAAACCCUCGCCGACCGGGGGACGAUGCAGCGUCAUAUCAGAUGUGCGCUAGGAGAAGGAUCGUGUGAUCCAGUUGGUAUUAGACUAAGAACACUCGCGCCACUGGUCCUAAGGGGGUCGUGCCCGCAAUGCUCCACGCAAGAGACCCACCAAAUACGUCGCACGCUCGCCUUUGUCCAGCGGAACUAUCCGUGGGAGUGGGCAAAGAUUGUUAUCUACAUAUUUGUACUGUGCACGGUAGCGGCCACAUUCGCGGCUGAGACAGCGAGGCCCGCGGUUUCUGACACAGCUCUUGAAGACGCACUCAACGACAAGCGGUUUAUACAGAGACAACUCAAAUGCGCUCUUGGGGAGGCACCGUGCGACCCUAUUGGAAAACGCUUGAAAACUCUGGCGCCAUUGGUGCUGCGAGGCGCGUGCCCACAAUGUUCCUCGCAAGAGACUCAACAAAUACAACGAACGCUUUCCUACGUGCAGAGGAAUUACCCGCAGCAAUGGGCGAAGCUGGUCCGACAAUAUUCCGGUUAACGUUAAUAAACUCUAGACACACAGAAUUGAGAACAUACAGAAACCGUGUACACGACUAAUUUUGAAGCAUCAAAAACCGUAACACUUUAGUAGUGUUUAUCGAACAGGUGGUUAGUCACUUCAUACCAUUGAAGAGGUUGACAGUCAUUAUUUUACCUACAAUGUUUUAAACGUUUACCAUAAAAUGGGAUGGGAAAGUUUGUGGGCUAGCAACAUUCCACGGGUGUGAAUUGAGACGUGCGCGCGGCGUUUCACGUUUUUUGGGCACAAUGCAUGCAAUAAUAGCUCAAUGAGGUUUCUGUUAAUCUUAAUUUUGUGUUUGGACAUAUCUAAAUUUUUUUUACCUGUCUUAUAAUGUAAACAAUCUUUUUGUUUAU
This is a messenger RNA of Pararge aegeria (speckled wood butterfly), 1177 nucleotides long. It is a transcript of the gene CSP16, whose product is annotated as ejaculatory bulb-specific protein 3-like. The record is from RefSeq and is a predicted model, not a curated record. Bases 186 to 800 code for a protein of 204 amino acids. Lineage: Eukaryota; Metazoa; Arthropoda; Insecta; Lepidoptera; Nymphalidae. The transcript has 5 exons.